Messenger RNA from Setaria italica (foxtail millet), 1082 nucleotides. Its product is annotated as 50S ribosomal protein L9, chloroplastic. Gene Ontology annotation, cellular component: mitochondrion; ribosome. The record is from RefSeq and is a predicted model, not a curated record. Gene Ontology annotation, molecular function: structural constituent of ribosome. Bases 94 to 690 code for a protein of 198 amino acids. The transcript is spliced from 7 exons. NCBI's taxonomy places the organism in Eukaryota, Viridiplantae, Streptophyta, Magnoliopsida, Poales, Poaceae. Gene Ontology annotation, biological process: translation.
AGGUGCCCAAGCGGAUAAGAAAUCACUCACUAAUAAGCUGCCGCAGCAGCUGCCCCCAGGCUCCAAGAGAAGCGAAGCGAAGCGAGGAGAGCAAUGGCGUCGCCGUCGUGCGCCUCCACGCUGCCUCUGACGUCCGCCUUCCCCUCCCGCUCUUCCUCUCGGCCGCUAGCGGGGCGCCUCCUCACGGCGUCUCGCCGGGCUCCGUCUCUGGUCAUCGUCGCCCAGGGAAAGGUCAAGAAGUACCGCCAGGUCAUACUGACAGACGACAUAGAAGAGGUGGGGAGGAAAGGGGAUACAUUGAAGGUGCGAGCUGGAUUCUACCGCAAUUUCCUCCUUCCCAAGGGCAAGGCUACGCUUCUAACCCCAGAAGUCCUCAAGGAAAUGCAACUAGAACAGGAAAGAAUAGAAGCUGAGAAGAAGCGGGUUAAAGAAGAGGCGCAACAACUUGCUCAAGUUUUUGAAACCAUUGGGGCUUUCAAGAUUCCACGCAAAGGUGGAAAAGGAAAACAAAUCUUUGGGAGCGUCACGGCACAAGAUAUUGUUGACAUAAUAAAGUCGCAACUUAACAGGGAUGUGGACAAGAGGCUUGUGACAGUUCCAGAAAUCCGUGAAAUCGGAGAGUAUGUUGCGGAGAUUAAGCUUCACCCGGACGUGACAGCUCGAGUAAGGCUGAACGUCUACGCGAAAUGAGGUGCAGUUACAGAAGCUUUUGAGUGGAUGGUGGGCUCUGGUGUAGCCUGAUUCCGCCGGUCUGUGAGCACAGAUGCAAUCGCCAUAGAUUUUGCUGAAACUGACAGGCGCUGUGGUAGACAAUGGAGGCCUGGGAUGGUUCUUUAUUCUUAUCCAUAAUCAAGUGCCCAUCCUACCUGUAAAGUCAAUUUUCUACAAUUUUCUGUGCGUUUUGUUUCGUGGGGUAAAAAAUAGAAAACGUUGUAAAGCACAAUUGGUUUGAAAGCUAGAGCACUACUUGCAGGGGCGGAUCCAAAGGGUAGUCCAGGCAGCCCCUGGAUUUGGUCCCUUUUUUGGAAUUUUAACUAGCAUGUUAUUUUGAACAUGGCCUUCAUAUAGAGAUUAAGAAAAUU